CCGUGCUUCCUCCACCACAGAAUGUAAGUGUGGUCAAACAAUACAUUCGAGGGUAUACAUUACGGGCAGAGGUGAAGUGGAGUAUCCCAGACAAUGCCGGAUGUUACUUCAAGCUGUAUUGGAUGACGUCAAAAAGAGGUUCUUUCUAUUCUAGAGAGCUCAGAGAGACAGGUUUCAGCUAUGAACUCAGCAACUUGGAUUUCGACAGUGACUACAAACUUGAAAUUCAGACCUAUGAUAGGACCUUCCAGAUCUCUAGUGAGAAAGUCACUGUGGAGUUUAGCACCCCAAGCUGUCUCCAGUCAACCAAUUAUAAUUAUUUGUCCUGUGCCCCAGAUCCACCUGUGGAUUUACGAGCCAACAUCAGUGGACCAUAUGAAGUGAACGGGUCCAUGUUCGCUAAUGUAACCCUGACUUGGAAACCGCCCAGACAUGUGAGCUGGCACAACACAAUCAGUAAAUACGUGCUUUCUUUGAGGAAAACACCUGACAUCAGAUUCACACAUCUCAUCCGACCAGACAGAAGAAUUUUUACUGUGGAUGGGGAUACGACAGAGUGGACAGUUGAUGUCGACUGGGAUUCUGAAUACGUUGUAAAUAUCCUAGCUGAGUCUAAGGGAGGUCAGGGAACGAAAGCUACUCUACAGUUUAUUACAGGGGUUGGAUAUUCGAAACUCGUGUCUGAAGAAUAUCAAGAUUCGAUUGCAGAUUCUGUGAAACACUCCAACAAAAUUUACUAUAUCACAGUGAUCCCUACACUCACACUAGCAGUGGUCAGUUCUAUCUGUGCUGUAGUCUACUUCAAGCUCAGGAAAAGUUCCCGUCACUUGGCAGCUCUUAGAAGAGAGCAGGUAAUUAACCCUAUAUAUGAGAAGCCUGUAGUGCCCACUAAAGAAGAAGUAAAACCCCUACUUUCCAAUGACAAGUAUGAAGUUGCCUACAGUUCUCUGACGUUUAUAGAAGUACUUGGCGAAGGUGCAUUCGGAAAAGUCUUGAAAGCCGAGUUCCUCUUACCAAUUCAAGCAGACGGUCAAACUUCAAUAUCGAAAACAGUAGCUGUUAAAAUGUUGAAAGAACACGCUACACCGGAAGAGAAACGGUUUUUAUUACUAGAAAUUAAUGCAAUGAAAUUUCUGGGUGACCAUCCUCACUUAGUCAGCAUCAUAGGCUGCGUCACAGACAUAGACACGCCUUGUCUGAUCAUGGAUUACUGCCCUUUAGGUGAUUUGAGAAGCUAUCUAUGCAAGCAUAAAACACAGGUAACUUGUAACUACAAUAACAGAACUACCACAGCAGAGGCCAGUACUAUCAGCAAUAAUUAUAACAGUUCCAUCAGCAGUAAUUCUCACAGUACCAGCUCACUCACUAAUAAUACAGGUUCAACGAUUACAAAUUCAGCAGAAACGUUAACACAGGCCAAACUGCUGUCAUAUGCGAGACAGAUCGCUGUUGGAAUGGAAUAUCUAAACCAACAUCGCUUCAUCCAUAGAGAUUUGGCAUGUCGAAAUAUUCUCAUGUCAAGUCACACAGUGGUGAAAAUAUCCGACUUCGGCCUGUCUCGGGAUGUAUAUGAAACCAACUUGUACCAGCCCACCUCUGGGAGACGUUUGCCAUACAAAUGGAUGCCCCCAGAGUCCAUAUUUGACCAGAUCUUCACAAUCAAAAGCGAUGUUUGGUCCUAUGGCAUCUUACUGUGGGAAAUUGUCACUCUAGGAGGAUGCCCUUAUCCAGGUAUACCAAACAAAGAUCUUUUCGAUUUGCUCAAAGGAGGCUACAGGCUUGGGAAGCCAAGUAAUUGUUCAACAGACUUAUAUAAUAUAAUGCUCAACUGCUGGCACCCGCAGCCUGUCGACAGACCAUCUUUUACAGAGCUGAGAAAAAAGAUUGAGGGCAUCCUGGAAACAACAUGUUCAUACAUGGACUUAAACACGUAA
Molecule: messenger RNA, 1934 nt
Organism: Candidula unifasciata
Lineage: Eukaryota; Metazoa; Mollusca; Gastropoda; Stylommatophora; Geomitridae
Source: the annotation of a GenBank genome assembly